AGACUCAUGAACACUGGUUUUGAUAUAAUGAGUAUGUUUGUAUCUCAAAACCAAUCUCUCCAGAAGGUGAAAGUUGGCUGGGCAAAUCUUGAGGUGUUCAUCCUUGAUGAAAACAUGAUCACCUGGCAUCACAGCUUUAACCAGGUCCGACCUCUUUCAGUCUGCAGUGAGUCCUGCCACCCUGGAUUUUGGAAACGAACGAAGGAAGGGGAGAAAUUUUGCUGCUACGACUGUGAUGAGUGCCCAGAAGACAACAUUUCUAACCAGUCAGAUAUGGUUGAUUGUUUCCAAUGCUCAGAGGAUCAAUAUCCAAGCAAGGAGAGAGAUCGGUGCAUCCCUAAAAUUAUUAGCUUUCUGUCCUAUGAGGAACCCUUAGGAAAAACUCUCACUGCGGUUGCUGUUUCUUUGUCCCUCAUCACACUAUUGAUACUUGGGACUUUUAUUAAACACAAAGGUACGCCCAUAGUCAAGGCCAACAAUCGGGACCUCACCUACACUCUGCUUGUCUCUCUCUUCCUCUGCUUCCUCUCUCCUCUCCUGUUUCUUGGGCAACCUGGAAGACUGACCUGCCUCCUCCAGCAAACAGUCUUUGGCAUCAUCUUCUCAGUGGCUGUUUCUUGUGUGUUGGCCAAAACCAUCACUGUGGUUGCAGCUUUCAAGGCCACCAAACCAGGGUCUGGCUUGAGGAAGUGGGUGGGGAGAAGAGUGGCGACUUCCAUUGUUCUUUCUUGCUCCCUCAUUCAAGUUGUUCUUUGCGCUGUCUGGCUAGGAACCUCUCCUCCAUUCCAAGAUUUAGACAAGCACUCAGCCAUGGAAGAAAUAUUUAUGCAGUGUAAUUUGGGGUCCAGUACCAUGUUUUACUUUGUCUUAGGAUACCUGGGACUUCUGUCCGUCCUCAACCUCACUGUGGCUUUCCUGGCCAAGAAAUUGCCAGACACAUUUAAUGAAGCCAAGUUCAUCACCUUCAGUAUGUUGAUGUUUUGUAGCGUCUGGCUCUCUUUUGUUCCUACGUAUCUGAGCACAAAGGGGAAACACUUGAUAGCUGUGGAGAUCUUCUCUCUCUUAGUCUCUAGUGCUGGGUUGCUGGGUUGUAUUUUUGGCCCCAAAUGUUACAUUCUUUUGUUCAAGCCUGAGCUGAACACCAAGGAGCAGUUGAAAAUAAGAAACAACUGA
This is a messenger RNA of Pogona vitticeps (central bearded dragon), 1173 nucleotides long. NCBI's taxonomy places the organism in Eukaryota, Metazoa, Chordata, Lepidosauria, Squamata, Agamidae. The record is from RefSeq and is a predicted model, not a curated record.